This is a messenger RNA of Rhodofomes roseus, 231 nucleotides long. RefSeq lists its product as uncharacterized. The record is from RefSeq and is a predicted model, not a curated record. NCBI's taxonomy places the organism in Eukaryota, Fungi, Basidiomycota, Agaricomycetes, Polyporales, Fomitopsidaceae. The coding region runs from base 1 to 231 and encodes 76 amino acids. The transcript is spliced from 3 exons.
AUGCCUUCGGGAAGUGGUGCUUGCCCGGGAAAGAUUCCGGAGGAAGACAACAUAUUCAGGGCCGUCACAGCGACUCUCGCGUUUGACAUCUCGAAGCCAAUGGACUCUCAGGGUCGUCCGAUCGAACCUGACAUAACGUUCACCAGCAUCAUAGCGCAUGCGCCUCCAUUCCUCUGCAAGGUCACACCAGGCUUCUCGAAUCUAGAGGCAUUGAUCGCGCAGUUGAGUUAG